Heterostelium album PN500 is the source of this 765-nucleotide messenger RNA. RefSeq lists its product as uncharacterized. Gene Ontology annotation, cellular component: cytoplasm. Gene Ontology annotation, biological process: positive regulation of cytoplasmic translation. The record is from RefSeq and is a predicted model, not a curated record. Lineage: Eukaryota; Evosea; Eumycetozoa; Acytosteliales; Acytosteliaceae. The transcript is spliced from 2 exons. Gene Ontology annotation, molecular function: single-stranded RNA binding; mRNA binding; zinc ion binding. Bases 1 to 765 code for a protein of 254 amino acids.
AUGUCUUUCAGAGGAGGUCGUGGUAGAGGUGGAUCGCGUGGUGGUGGUGGCGGUGGUGGUUUCAGAGGUGGUCGUGGUGGAUCACGUACCGGUGGUGGUGGCGGUGGUGGUGGUUGCUUCAAGUGCGGUAAGCCAGGUCAUAUGUCGAGAGAGUGCACUCAGGGCGGUGGUUCCGAUCGUGGUGGUAACAACUGUUUCAACUGCGGUAAGCCAGGUCAUAUCUCGAGAGAGUGUCCCGACGGUGCUGCCGGUGCCGGUAACACUGGAUCGUGUUACAACUGCGGUAACACCGGUCACAUCUCGAGAGAGUGUCCAAACAAGUCAGAGAGAAACGACCGUAGCGGUGGAGACCGUGCCUGUUUCAACUGCGGUAAGACCGGUCACAUGUCGAGAGAUUGCACUCAGGGUGGAUCGUCUGCCGGUUGCUUCAAGUGCGGUAAGACCGGACAUAUCUCAAGAGACUGUACCGAGUCUGGUGGAUCCGAUCGUGGUCACGGUGGAGACAAGAAGUGUUUCAAGUGCAACCAAACCGGUCAUAUUUCAAGAGACUGUCCAAACUCUGACAGUCAAGGUCCAUCAUGUUUCAACUGCGGUGAAUCCGGACACAAGUCAAGAGAAUGCACAAAAUCCAAGAAUGAUAAUAACAAGAAUGCUAGAGAUGAAGAAUCAGAAGAGCCAGAACGUCCAUCAAAGAAGCAAAAGCAACCAGAGUCAGAAGAAGAGAAGAGUGACCAAGAAUCAGAGUCAGAAGAAGACGACGAAUAA